Molecule: messenger RNA, 2046 nt
Organism: Lecanosticta acicola
Lineage: Eukaryota; Fungi; Ascomycota; Dothideomycetes; Mycosphaerellales; Mycosphaerellaceae
Source: the annotation of a GenBank genome assembly
AUGCCAGCCCUUCGUGCGAGGAAGCGGGCUGCAACGCCUGACGCCGAACCAGAUCCGCCUGCCAAGAGAGGAAGGAGUGCAGCCAAAUCGAAGCAGCCAGCCGACGAUGACGAUGAUGACGGAGCCGCGCAGCCAAAAGCUGCACCAAAGUUCAAAGGCAGACCGGCCGCCAAGAAGAUGAAGGUCGAAGACGACGACGAUGAAGAUGCCGACGAGAAGCAGAAAUCCAAGGGCAAAGGCAAAGCGAAGGUCAAAGACGAACCCGCUGAAGAUGCCCAAGUCUCAGACGCACAGUACGCAAAGGGCGGUAACCUGGUGAUUCCACUCGACGAGAUUUGCCAUCUCACUCAACACCACGUCUACGUUGACAAUGGCACCGGUAUAAUAUACGAUGCUGCUCUGAACCAGACGAAUGCGAGAGGCAACAACAACAAGUUCUACCGCAUCCAGGUUCGUCAAGUCGCUGUGACAUGUGACCCAGCAACGCUGACAUUCCUUGCAGCUUCUCACCGAUGGUCGAGACCGGUAUUUGACUUGGACUCGCUGGGGUCGGGUCGGCGAGCAGGGCCAGAGGGCUGUUCUCGGUGAUGGAAGCUUCCAAGACGCUCUGAAGAACUUUGAGAAAAAGUUCAAGGACAAGUCCGGCAACACAUGGGCCAACCGUGGCCAAGAUCCGAAGCCAAACAAGUAUGUCUUCGUCGAACGCAGUUACGAGCCCGACUCCGAGGACGACGACGAUGAAGAAGCUGCCGAAGCUGGCGCCGACAAGAGCCGUUCUCGCAGCACAAGCCCAGCCAAGUGCACUCUCAAAGCGCCUGUCAAAUCCCUGAUGGAGCUCAUCUUCAACCAGCAGUACAUGGCCGACACCAUGAUCCAUCUGAAUUACGACUCCGAGAAGCUUCCUCUGGGAAAGCUGUCGAAAGCCACAAUUGGGCGUGGCUUCCAGACGCUGAAGAGUUUGUCCGAGCUGCUCGACGAUCAAAGCCUUGCGCAGUCUGAGCAUGACCUGCCCUACCAGGAUGCUCUUGAGCAGCUCUCCAACAGAUUCGUGGGUGUCUCGGCAAGAUUUGCACGAUAAAACUGACCUCUCGAUAGUAUUCCUUCAUUCCGCAUGCUUUCGGCAGAAAUCGCCCUCCGGUCAUCAGCGAUAACAACAUGUUGAAGCGCGAGGUCGAGCUACUUGAGAGUCUGACGGAUUUGAAAGACACCGACAGCAUAAUCAAGGCUGGCAAAGGCGGCAGCGGCGUCCACCCACUCGACGCACGCUUCGACGGUCUUGGCAUGCGCGAAAUGGAGCCUGUCGAUCGCAGUGCCGACGAGUUCACCAACAUCAGCGAGUAUCUGGUGAAGACAGUUGGCGCUACUCAUGGUUCACAUUACGAGGUCCUGGAUGUCUUUCGUAUCGAGCGGUCAGGCGAAGCCGACCGUUUCCAAUCAUUUGGGAAGAAGGGCAGCGACCGUCGUCUUCUCUGGCACGGCUCUCGUUCGACCAACUAUGGUGGUAUCCUCAGUCAGGGUCUUCGCAUCGCUCCUCCAGAAGCUCCAGGUCAGUUUGUCCUGUCCUUCUUCGUUAUUCGGCACUAACAAGGAACAGUCAGCGGCUACAUGUUUGGCAAGGGUGUCUACCUCGCGGACAUGAGCUCCAAAUCGGCGAACUACUGCAUGCCCUCGAUUAGCGGAGGACACGCUCUUCUGUUGCUAUGCGAGGCCGAGCUUGGUGAUCCGAUGCAUGAGCUUAUCGAUGCUUCGUACACAGCUGGAGAGGACGCGAUCGCUAAGGGGAUGUAUUCGACUUGGGGCAAGGGCAAUACCGGACCACAAGGCUGGAAGGACGCGGAGUGCAUUCAUCCUUCGCUGGCUGGCGUCAAUAUGGUAAGUACUGCGUCUUCUCCGAUUCCUCAAGUCUUUACUGACGCAUGCAAGCCCGACACUACUAAAGCUCCAGGAGCAACGAAUGUCCCCGGAGCGUUCCUGUUGUACAACGAGUACAUCGCCUACGACGUCGCCCAGGUCCGUCUGCGGUACCUCCUCCGCGUAAAGAUGUGA